UUCUUUUUGAUAAAAUUUUCAGGUUCAAGUUUUGAAUACUAUCUCUGUUCUGAUAGCACGUGUUACUGAAAUUAUGCCAUAUGCAAACAAGUUGGUGCUAUUUUUCCAAAAGGCAUGGGAAGAAUCUUCUAGUGAAAGCAUCUUGCAGAUUCAACUUCUUACUGCACUGAAAAAUUUCGUAGUUGCUCUUGGUUAUCAGUCAACUAAAUCAUACAGCAUGUUGUUGCCGAUAUUGCAAAGUGGAAUUAACGUAAACAGCCCUGAUGAACUACUAGAAGACUGCAUGCAGUUAUGGGAAGCAACACUAAUCAAUGCACCUUCUAUGGUACCAGAGUUGUUGGGAUUUUUUCCAUGUCUUGUGGAAAUCUUGGAAAGAAGUUUUGAUCACUUGAAGGUUGCUACCAAUAUCAUUGAAGACUAUGUUAUUUUGGGUGGAAGGGAAUUUCUCAAUUUGCAUGCGUCUAGUGUUGCUAAACUUCUAGAUCUGGUGGUUGGGAAUGUUAACGACAAGGGAUUACUCUCAGUUAUUCCAGUCAUUGACAUCCUAGUUCAGUGUUUCCCGAUGGAAGUGCCUCAGCUAAUCAGCUCCACUCUGCAGAAAUUAAUAAUCACAUGCCUGACUGGGGGAGAUGAUCAUGAUCCUUCCAAGGCAGCUGUAAAAGCAUCAUCGGCAGCCCUGCUGGCAAGGAUUUUGGUGAUGAACACCAAUUAUCUUGCACAGCUAACUUCUGAUCCAUCACUGUCUAUACACCUUCAGAAAUCUGGUUUUCCUGGUGAAGAAAAUAUACUGCUUUGCCUAGUUGACGUAUGGCUUGAAAAGGUUGACAAUGUUACUUCGUUCCAGAGGAAGACAAUUGGUUUGGCCCUUUCUAUAAUUCUAACUUUGAGGUUGCCUGAAGUACUUGAUAAGCUAGAUCAGAUUAUGAGUGUAUGCACUAGUGUUAUGCUAGGUGGAAGUGAAGAUAUAAGUGAAGAAGAGUCUAGUAGUGACAGUGUAAACUCUAGCAAGCCUCAUGUGCCGAGCAAAGAGUUGAGGAGGAGACAGAUGAAACUUUCAGAUCCAAUAAACCAGAUUUCGUUGGAGAACUCAGUGAGAGACAAUCUUCAGACUUGUUCAGCUCUUCAUGGGGAAUCCUUUAGUGCAGCCAUUGGUAGACUGCACCCUGCAGUACUCAGUCAAUUAAAACAAGCAUUGAAGAUGCCAUGAGUUAAAUAUUGGGUGUCAAUUCUUGAUGUAAUUUUCUAAGUUGGUCUUUGAGUUCCAAUGAUCCCACCAAGGGGUAAGGAAGGUCUCACUUGGAACAUGCUGCUGCCCGGUUAUUAAUGAAAUAUUCCGAAAGUUCGAUUGUUUAGCCCCUAUGAUUUGGUUGAAUUUUGUUGUUCUGGAUGGGUGAGCACCAAUUUGUUCACUUUUUGGGCCCUAGUGGUGCAGGGGGGCUGGUGUUGACCUAAUUUUUCUCUCCAUUUGGUGUUCGGGUUACAUUGUAAAUAGCAUGAUCCUCUCAUGUCGUGGUUUUUAAGGCAUAAGGAUCAGAGCUUGAGGUCUCAAGUGCACGAAAUACUUUAUAGUGUGCAGUUAAGAUACUGCGUUCAGUUUUUUCGCCUCUUCAAAGUUAUACCGAGUUUCAUAUUUCAUGUGUGAAAAUGUGACUGCAUUUUAACAUUUGCUCAACCAGGCAAGGACAAUGACGGAGCCACUCCUAGAGACGACAAUCUGGCUUAGCGACAUUAUCCAACUAUUCUAGUUGUGUGCCUUUUUUUUUUUUUUUUUUUUUUUUUUUUAAAUUUCUUUGAUGUGUUUGAAACAAUAUAUGAAACAAAGCAUUUAGCGGCUA
Messenger RNA from Nicotiana tabacum (common tobacco), 1835 nucleotides. Lineage: Eukaryota; Viridiplantae; Streptophyta; Magnoliopsida; Solanales; Solanaceae. The record is from RefSeq and is a predicted model, not a curated record.